CCGUCUUUUCAACGUGCUUUGGUUUUUGUUCGACUUUCCAUAGAUUCGCUGAGUUAAAACGCCUAUCAUCACCUACAAUGAUAAGAAUGAUAAGUUCCAUCUAAGACCUUUACAUUUACAAACCCCCCUGAUUUAUUAAUAUUAUUCACACCUCCGGUUCGCACCUGAGGCCGCCGCCUGAUAAGAGCAAAUCGAACGGUCUCGUCUGCUCAAUGGCCAGAUAAAGCCACUUUGUGAUCCACUCAACUCUCGGAUUCGCUGGAGUGGGCAGACCAGUUGGUGUGACGGCGCAGCAUGGGCAAUGCGAAGAAUAUCGGACGGCAGCUUGUGGCAGUGGGAGUGCUAUUGAUUCUGGGACUCCAAGGAGUCCGAUCUGAGUAUGGCGACCUGGCCGGCGACUGGCUGGUGGAUUAUGGCAUAGAUGAGCUUAAUUUUCACGAGGAUUCGAUUUGGCGCAUGGACUUGCACAUAUACAAUGUACUACCCAAGGAUUCUGCGCUGGAUUACUGCGUUGUGGUGUACUCCAAGGAUGAGCGGCGGGUGUCCUCGCCACCGCUUGAGAUACAGAAGGAGGAUUUCGAUCUGUUGGGCAGCUGGCGGGGAGCGCUGUAUGUGACUGGAGUUCGAUUUGGAUACAGUUCGCUGGAGGUGCAACUGAAGGCCGGCGCAGAGACAGAGACAUACCCGAAACCCCUGCCAAUUACAGUCCUCAGAACACAAGUGGUGGACCAACGCAUCACCACCUAUGUGUCCGCCGUCCUGGCUCUGCUGAUGUUCCUCAAUCUCGGAACCGUAUUGGAUAUGGAACGCCUGGCGGGUAUCAUCUGUCGACCCGUGGGGCCCGUGGUUGGUGUGGUCAGUCGAUAUGUGCUGAUGCCCGCCUUGGCCUUUGGACUGGGUCGUGCUCUUUGGCCAGCUAGUUGGCCACUCCAGCUGGCCCUCUUCUACACGGCACUGGCGCCCAGUGGCGGCCUGGCCAAUGUGUGCGCCGUCUUCCUCAAGGGAAAUAUCAAUCUUUCGGUGGCCACCACCACGAUCAAUAGCCUGCUGGCACUGGCCUUGCUGCCCAUUUGGAUACUGCUUCUGGGGCGCAUACUCUACGAGGACGAUGGGCUCACCGUGCCGUUUGGUCAGCUUUCCGGAGGAGCAGCUGCCCUGGUGGCCUGCCUGGCCAUUGGCGUUCUGCUGCGACUCUGCGUACCGCGGACCACAAGGUUCAUCUUCCGCUUCCUGAAGCCACUGUCCGUCGUGCUCAGCUUGUGUCUCGUGGGCCUGACGGUGGGUCUCAACUCGUUCGUCUUUUACGAGUUUACCUGGCAGGUUCUUGUGGCAGCCGUAUGCCUGCCCCUCGCCGGCUACCUCUCCACCUAUCUGCUGUCCAAGAUCCUCUGCCGAUCGCCCACCGACGCACUAACGUUGUCCGUCGAGGCCAGCGUGCUGAACAUGACCAUGCCCAUUGUGCUGCUGCAGUCCAGUCAGCUGGAGCAGCCGCAACUGGAUCUCGUCCUGGUCGUGCCCAUUGCCUCCUCGCUGCUCUCCCUUGUCCUGGUCGUCCUCUACUAUGGCAUUCGGCGAUGCCUUGGCUGCAAUGCGCAACAGGAUGCGGAUGGCUAUGAUCACAAACAGCUGAUGGCGGAGCACGAAGGUGCCGUCUAGCAAUGAUCUUAAAUCUUCGUGCAGCCAUAGGUUUUAUAUCGCAUACAACAACGGUUCCUUUGGCGGCGAAUAAUGAGCUUGAUUCCUCGAAGAUGUACUUUUUUUUUGUUCGAGUAACGUAUUGUUAUAAAACCA
This is a messenger RNA of Drosophila erecta, 1791 nucleotides long. RefSeq names its product sodium/bile acid cotransporter. The transcript has 2 exons. The record is from RefSeq and is a predicted model, not a curated record. Bases 295 to 1656 code for a protein of 453 amino acids. Gene Ontology annotation, cellular component: membrane. Lineage: Eukaryota; Metazoa; Arthropoda; Insecta; Diptera; Drosophilidae.